CUAUACAACUAGGAUUGUACAACAGGUUUAGCCAUGGCUUGGCUGUGGCGCUGCCUAAGAGAUGCGGCGAUGCACGGUGGGGCGCAGCAAAGUGGAGAUUUGUCACGACGUGGAAUCGAAAGGUGUUUGCCUACGAGCCGUAGAGAAUGUGGAGCCUGGAGAGACGCUGCUCACCGAACUGCCUUUGCUGAGCACACCGGCAGCCCAAAAGCUUGCGGCCCGCCAGUGCACGGAGGCUUUCUGCGCCAGAUUGCCCAAGCAGAGUCCUGAAGACCAAAUUGUGGUGUGCCUGGCAAAGCGCUGGAUCCCAGUGUUGUACACUUUUGCAGAAGCUGCAGCGGAUGUCAAAGAAGCUGUGCUGAGCUUGCAGACAGACUUUGCAGUGCCGGACAGCAGCAUGGCACAGAUGGUUGAGCGCCUGUCCACGCUUUUGCACAGCUCAGGUUUGUUUUCAGGCUCACUUCAAACUCAAGCAGCUCUUUCAAAGCGAGAUAUUCGUUCUGUGUUGGGCCUCAUGAUCAUCAAUGCGGCUGACACAAUGCCAGAUGGAUCGGAAGCAGUCUUUUACAUGGGCGCAAUCAUCGAGCACUCCUGCUCGCCAAAUACCAAAUUUUGCAUACAGUCCUGCGAUGCGAAAGAGGCAUCCAAGUUGCUGGGCAAAGGAUCCGAGACGCAGAUGUGGAUUGGCGAGUGGCGAGCCACAGAGGCUAUCAAGCGUGGAGAGGCGGUCACAACGAGCUAUCUUGAGCCGGAGCUACUGCAACGAAGCUGCGCAAGUGAACGGCGCCGAGUUCUGCGGGCCAGAAUGGGCUUCGAGUGCGCCUGCGCAAGCUGCGCAAGCUGCUCAGACCCGGCAAAGCUUGUCUUCAACCUCGCCGAGAUGGAUUGAGAACAGGUGACCACUGUGAAUGCUUGUGAAAAGAGAGCCAGUAUGCGCAGCCGGC
Messenger RNA from Effrenium voratum, 944 nucleotides. The record is from the annotation of a GenBank genome assembly. Lineage: Eukaryota; Dinophyceae; Suessiales; Symbiodiniaceae.